AUGCCCGCCGGAUUGCCUUUUCUGCAGAAGCAGCGCAAGCCCACCCUCACGGAAUGGGCUCAUAUCACUGACCUUCAGAACUAUGAGGAUCUGACCAAGCCCGAGCUCGCCGCGGCGCUUGACUCGCACCUUCAAGCUCACCAAUCCAUCUUCAUCGAUGAUGCGCGCCUCGGUGAUUACUACAGGCGUCUGUCAGGAUCUCCGCGCAUUUUCUCACCUGCCAAGAAUUCGCCUGUCAAGACAUCGCCGACCAAGAGAGCACCUAAGGUGGAAGGCACUCCGUCGGCAGACGAAGCCCCCAAGUCAACGCGCAAGAGGAGCUCCAGAUCCAAGGUGGAGGAUGACUCCGAUGUUCCCCAAACUCCCGGCCAAACGCUGGUGAGUGUUGAACCCCCAUUGUCACCACUGGCGGCGGCGCUCCCGCCGUCCCCCGCUGUGGUGACCGAUGUGAUCGAUCGCCAAACGGCGGCAUGGGGCAAAAGUCUCAAGGACAUUUGGAACGCGUCGGGAGUGCAGGAGCAGUCAGAUUCGCUGCGCGCCAACCUGAGCAGCGUCAAGGCCAUCGCUGUCUUGUUGUAUGGGAUUGAAAGCUUUGGUGUCUUGCGGUUACUUUUUCCUCUGAGACUGUUGACCCGCAUCCCCGCUGUAGAAGCGGUCCAUUCACCGGCUUUCGAUAUCUCGGCUCCUGACGCCUUCGUCUUGGUCGAGAGCUCCUUCUGGACUGCUUUCCUUGGGUGGCUCUUCACUAGUCUCGUCAUCCCCUUAACCGUCGCGUAUUUCUUCAACAUCAGCUUGCAGGCGGCUCAGAGCGGUGGUCCGGCGGCCAACACUCGGCGUCAACGGGCGGCAGCGGCCGCGCAGCUCGCCAGCUUCGAUCCUCUGAGCUUCCACAUUGCCAAGGCGCUCAUCGCGUAUCUGGUUUACACCGGCAAGUUCUCUUACUGGGGCUUCUUCAACGAUAUCGCCGUCGAGGACAUCAACAAUGCUAUUCCGGGCCGCUGGCCCGGAGUCAUCACCGGUUCUGCGAUCGGUGUGCUUACGACCCUAUAUGAAGCUAUCCUGCGGAAGUAG
This is a messenger RNA of Aspergillus aculeatinus CBS 121060, 1071 nucleotides long. RefSeq lists its product as uncharacterized. The coding region runs from base 1 to 1071 and encodes 356 amino acids. NCBI's taxonomy places the organism in Eukaryota, Fungi, Ascomycota, Eurotiomycetes, Eurotiales, Aspergillaceae. The record is from RefSeq and is a predicted model, not a curated record. The transcript has 3 exons. Gene Ontology annotation, cellular component: membrane.